AUGGCGCGUCACACGCGCGCUCACCAAGACACCCUUCUCACACGACUGGAAGCAUGGGGGUACCCGUUGCCGUACCCGCCUAGAGACCAACGUUUCUCCCUUCUGCCCACGUUACCUCACUCUUUCCCCUUCCCCGCCCGCCUUUCCUCCCUCCUCGCUGCCAUCCGUGCUGCUGUGAAUCCUGGAGGCCUCCAGAGCGACCGAGCCGGUGCAGGGCUUCCACCUCGUCCGUUCCCUUUUCUGCCCCUCAUACCGCGCGCUUUUCCCUUUCCUCUUUCCCUUUUCUGCCCCUCAUACCGCGCGCUUUCCCCUUUCCUCUUUCCCUUUUCUGCCCCUCAUACCGCGCGCUUUCCCCUUUCCUCUUCCCCUUUUCUGCCCCUCAUACCGCGCGCUUUCCCCUUUCCUCUUUCCCUUUUCUGCCCCUCAUACCGCGCGCUUUUCCCUUUCCUCUUUCCCUUUUCUGCCCCUCAUACCGCGCGCUUUCCCCUUUCCUCUUUCCCUUUUCUGCCCCUCAUAACGCGCGCUUUCCCGUUUCCUCUUUCCCUUUUCUGUCCCUCAUACCGCACGCUUUCCCCUUUCCUCUUUCCCUUUUCUGCCCCCCCAUACCUCGUGCUUUCCCCUUUCCGUUUUCCCUUUUCUGCCCCUCAUACCGCGCGCCGCUUUCCCCUUUCCUCUUUCCCUUUUCUGCCCCUCAUACCACGCGCGCGCUUUUCCCUUUCCUCUUUCCCUUUUCUGCCCCUCAUGCCGCACGCUUUCCCCUUUCCUCUUUCCGUUUUCUGCCCCUCAUACUGCGCGCUUUCCCCUUUCCUCUUUCCCUUUUCUGCCCCUCAUACCGGGCGCUCGCUUUUCCCUUUCCUCUUUCCCUUUUCUACCCCUCAUACUGCGUGCUUUCCCCUUUCCUCUUUCCCUUUUCUGCCCCUCAUACCGCGCGCUUUCCCCUUUCCUCUUUCCCUUUUCUGCCCCUCAUACCGCGCGCUUUCCCCUUUCCUCUUUCCCUUUUCUGCCCCUCAUACCGCGCGCUUUCCCCUUUCCUCUUUCCGUUUUCUGCCCCUCAUACCGCGCGCUUUCCCGUUUCCUCUUUCCCUUUUCUGCCCCUCAUACCGCACGCUUUCCCCUUUCCUCUUUCCCUUUUCUGCCCCCCAUACCUCGCGCUUUCCCCUUUUCGUUUUCCCUUUUCUGCCCCUCAUACCGCGCGCCGCUUUCCCCUUUCCUCUUUCCCUUUUCUGCCCCUCAUACCGCGCGCUUUCCCCUUUCCUCUUUCCCUUUUCUGCCCCUCAUACUGCGCGCUUUCCCCUUUCCUCUUUCCCUUUUCUGCCCCUCAUACCGCGCGCUUUUCCCUUUCCUCUUUCCCUUCUCUGCCCCUCAUACCGCGCGCUUUCCCCUUUCCUCUUUCCCUUUUCUGCCCCUCAUACCGCGCGCUUUCCCGUUUCCUCUUUCCCUUUUCUGUCCCUCAUACCGCACGCUUUCCCCUUUCCUCUUUUCCUUCUCUGCCCGUCAUACCGCGCGCUUUUCCCUUUCCUCUUUCCCUUUUCUGCCCCUCAUACCGCGCGCUUUCCCCUUUCCUCUUUCCCUUUUCUGCCCCUCAUACCGCGCGCUUUCCCCUUUCCUCUUUCCCUUUUCUGCCCCUCAUACCGCGCGCUUUCCCCUUUCCUCUUUCCCUUUUCUGCCCCUCAUACUGCGCACUUUCCCCUUUCCUCUUUCCCUUUUCUGUCCCUCAUACCGCACGCUUUCCCCUUUCCGUUUUCCCUUUUCUGCCCCUCUUACCGCGCGCUUUCCCCUUUCCUCUUUCCCUUUUCUGCCCCUCACACUGCGUGCUUUCCCCUCUCCUCUUUCCCUUUUCUGCCUCUCAUACUGCGCGCUUUCCCCUUUCCUCUUUCCCUUUUCUGCCCCUCAUACCGCGCGCUUUCCUCCUUCCCCUCCCCUUUUUACCGAGCUGGAAGCCUCGAGCAUCUAAGUUGUGUCGGUAGUAGUCCCUCUCCUUCCGCUUCUGUGCCUUCCUUCUCUCCCUCUCUCUUCACCCCCUCCCACCCCUCCCACCCCCCACCACCUCCCACCCCUCCCACCCCUCCCACCCAUCCCUCCACCCCCACCACCUCCACCUCCCACUCCUCCCACCCCUCCCACCCCUCCCACCCCUCCCUCACCUCCCUGUGCCCAUCAGGAGCUGACCCCGCGCAGCGAGGUGAGGAGGGCACCGAGGCAGCGGGAGCUGCUGCUGCCACAACGCAAGUCAGCUCGCAUGGCGGCCAAGGGGGAACGACCAAGAUACGUUGA
Molecule: messenger RNA, 2274 nt
Organism: Closterium sp. NIES-65
Lineage: Eukaryota; Viridiplantae; Streptophyta; Zygnematophyceae; Desmidiales; Closteriaceae
Source: the annotation of a GenBank genome assembly